UCUAACGCCACGUUCAGCUUGGAGAAUCUCCCGAGCUCACUGAUUUCAAGCCACAUGUGUACCCAAGAGGAAGUACAAACAAAGUUCCCCAAAUGUUGUCGUCACUUAAACCGAGUUCCAAUCUAGUAGUCCACAUAAGUGUCUAGUUACCCUAGAUACCUCAGCCGUCUUGAAUGGAAUCUCCGAGCCUCCUAUGACGGCGGCGAUUGCUCGCGAAUCGUUUGCUUAUUAUCAAAAAUUUCUUACAUUGAUAGGCGCGGGUAGUUCCUCCUACUUCUUCCACGAGCUGUAAUUGAUACGAUUGUAACGCAAUCACAAUCAGUCCGAUUCUUGACGCGCCCCGGAACGGUUUAAAAUUACCCCAGCUGCUCCCCAGCUCCAGAAAGUUUGCACAAAUCAACCUCGAAAAAAAAGUGCGUUUUAAAAAUGGACCUCGCGCCGUUUGAUAUUGACACCUCCCCGCCCAGUCCUGAGUUGUUGGAGUUUUCCCGCAAGGAUCUGCGCGAGACGCCCCAAGUCCGCGAGGCGGCCAUUCUAGAGCUCCGGAAGUUGCUGCACAACGCGACCGAUCUGCACUACCGCGAUGAUGACGAUUUUCUGAUGAUCUUUCUGAGGCCGUGCCACUUCUAUGCGGAGAGUGCGCUGAAAAUGAUGCGACGAAUUGCAGAGUUCAAGAAGAACAAUUACCCGUUGAUGCACAACCUAAGUCCAGAGGAUGAAAAAAUCUCCUUCAUCGACCACGGAAUCGUCAACGUGCUGACCAACAAGGACCACAAGGGUCGCCGGGUACUGCUGAUCAACUGUGGCAAAGCGUGGGAUCCGAAGGCGGUCAGCCCGGAAAAGAUGUUCCGGAUGUUCUUCCUGGUCCACCUGGUGGCCCAGCUGGAGCAGUCUACCCAGAUCAACGGCGUCGUCAUCAUUAUGGACUUUGACGGACUUUCACUCAAGCAGGUCAAGGCGUUGUCGCCGUCCUUCUCGAAACUUCUGCUGACCUUCAUCCAGGAAGCGGUUCCACUGCGGAUGAAGGAGGUUCACAUCAUCAAGCAGCCGUUCGUGUUCAACAUGGUGUGGCAGCUUUUCAAGCCUUUUAUUGGUGAGAAGCUCAAGACCAGGCUGGAAUUCCACGGUCAAGACAUGAAGAAGCUGCACAAGUACCUUGACCCCAACUUCCUGCCGAAAAACUUUGGCGGGAAUCUGCCCAUGCUUAACUAUGGUUCCCGGGAUUGGUAUCCCUGCAUCGAGAAGUACACCGACCACAUAAGCAAGUGGAACACGUACGGAUUUGCCAGUGGUCCUUGAAGGAUGCAACCUGUGUGACCGUACUAAGCGACUUGAGUGAUAUUAGACGAAUUGUUUCGAGGCAGGUUUGGGCUCGACGGCAGCAAUUGUGAAGGGAAAGGCAAAAGGGAGGAACGCUACUUAGUUUGAGGUUUUUUUGUGUUGGGAAAUCGUUCAUUUUACGUGUUUAUUUAUUUGCUAAGAAAAAUAUAAAAAUAAUGA
Molecule: messenger RNA, 1500 nt
Organism: Culex pipiens pallens (northern house mosquito)
Lineage: Eukaryota; Metazoa; Arthropoda; Insecta; Diptera; Culicidae
Product: clavesin-1-like
Exons: 3
Coding region: 427-1299 (290 amino acids)
Cellular component (GO): membrane
Molecular function (GO): phosphatidylinositol bisphosphate binding
Source: RefSeq, a predicted model, not a curated record